This is a messenger RNA of Anopheles coluzzii, 1369 nucleotides long. It is a transcript of the gene fbp, whose product is annotated as fructose-1,6-bisphosphatase 1. The transcript is spliced from 5 exons. The record is from RefSeq and is a predicted model, not a curated record. NCBI's taxonomy places the organism in Eukaryota, Metazoa, Arthropoda, Insecta, Diptera, Culicidae. Gene Ontology annotation, biological process: sucrose biosynthetic process; fructose 6-phosphate metabolic process; gluconeogenesis. Gene Ontology annotation, molecular function: fructose 1,6-bisphosphate 1-phosphatase activity. The coding region runs from base 243 to 1277 and encodes 344 amino acids. Gene Ontology annotation, cellular component: cytoplasm; cytosol.
CCAGUGAGUCGUUCAGUCUUGCGGUGGCCCUACAGUACGCUGGGUGUGUUGUUUCAGGUGUUGCGCUUACAGCAUCCACGCAAAACGGUUCACUUUCACACGAGGUGGCUAAACGUUCGGUCGUCGAUCGCGCAGCGUGCCUACUAGACUACACUCUUUCCCGGUCUACUAAGAAUCAGCCCGGGCGUCCCUCUCAUUCGAUACCAUAGCAACGGGGAGGCGUGGUUCAACGGGAAACGGCAAUGGCUAAUCCUUCGGUCGCAAUCAUGACCCAGCAGGGACCCGCCUUCGACUCGAACUGCAUGACGCUGACGCGCUUCGUGCUGCAGGAGCAGAAAAAGUACAAACAUGCGACCGGCGACCUGUCCCAGCUGCUCAACUGCAUCCAGACCGCGAUCAAGGCGAUCAGCUCGGCGGUGCGGAAGGCGGGCAUCGCUAAGCUGCAAGGAAUCUCAGGCGACACGAACGUGCAGGGCGAGCAGGUGAAAAAGUUGGACGUGCUGUCGAACGAAAUCUUCAUCAACAUGCUGAAAUCGUCGUACGCCACCUGUCUGCUCGUGUCGGAGGAGAACGACAACGUGAUCGAGAUCGAGACGGACAAGCGGGGCAAGUACGUGGUGUCGUUCGAUCCGCUGGACGGUUCCUCCAACAUCGACUGUCUCGUGUCGAUUGGGUCCAUUUUCGCCAUUACCAAACAGGUAAAGGAAAACACGACCCCCUCGGAGCAGGACGCACUCCAACCGGGCAACAAGAUUGUGGCCGCUGGGUACGCACUGUACGGCUCUGCCACCAUGAUUGUCAUCAGCCUCGGCAACGGGGUGCACGGUUUCAUGUACGAUCCCUCGAUCGGCGAGUUUGUGCUGACCGAUUACAACAUGCGCAUUCCGGAGCGGGGCAACAUUUACUCCAUCAACGAGGGGUACGCGUCCACGUGGGACGAGUCGGUGCUGAACUACGUGAAGGACAAGAAGGACCCGGCGAAGGGCAAACCGUACGGCGCCCGGUACGUGGGCAGCAUGGUGGCGGAUGUGCACCGUACGAUCAAGUACGGUGGCAUCUUCAUCUAUCCGGCGACGGCUGCGGCCAAGAAUGGUAAGCUGCGCCUGCUGUACGAGUGCAACCCGAUGGCUUACCUGGUGACGCAGGCCGGCGGCAAAGCGUACGCGACCAAGGGCAAGGAGAUACUGGACGUGAUGCCGACGUCCAUCCAUCAGCGAUCGCCCAUCUAUCUCGGCUCGAAGCUGGAUGUGGAGGAAGCGAUCAGCUACAUCAAGUAGGCGUUUGGCUGGUCCCGUUCCCGGUGGUUGUGCAUGUGGUGGUUUUGUUUGUCCGUUUUGUUUAAUUGUAAUAAAAAUUUCCUCACAAUGUA